UUGGAUGAGAGAGUUAGAUACCGAUAUUCUCAUAUUAUUAGAAACCUGGCUUACAAAAUUGAUUACUGACAGAGGCAUAACGGGCUAUAAUCUUUUCCGUUGCGACCGCCCCAGAAAGGAUGGCGGUGUUGCAAUUUAUGUAAAAAGCAAAUUCCAUGUUACUGUCGAUUCAUCGGUAUCUGUUCGUAAACAGUUUGAACUUCUUGCCCUCAAGCUCCAACUUUUCAAGGGCUAUUUUAUUACCAUUGUGGGUUGUUAUAGACCCCCCUCGGCUAGUAGUAGAUAUUUUUACCAGCUUUGUUAAGUAUAUAGCACUAUUAUCCGAUGUGUGCAAGGACACCGAGCUGCAGGAAUGGAUCAAUGAGAUAUUUACACACGGCGUCUUAGGAAACAAACUCUCUGGUAAAUAAUAAAUACCCUUAAUUAUAUUUGUCAAAUAAAGCCUAGGUUAUAAUGAAAAAUAUAGUGACUGACAGUGAGCGUUCUGUUAACAGGGUUUCCGGCAUCCUUUAAUACUGUUGAGGAGGUGAUCAAGUUUAUCACCAUGGUGAUCUUCACAGUGUCAGUUCAACAUGCUGCACUCAAUAAUGGACAGUUUGACUACAGCUCCUGGAUGCCCUAUGGCUCAGGCUUGCUUCACAAACCUGCUCCAACCACAAAGGGGCAGUCAAGCAUGACGACAUUAUUGGAGACUCUUCCAAAUAUUGGGGAGACAGUAAAGUUUGCAGGAAUGCUUUGGGUACUUUUCCACAAGUAUACAGAUGUGGUUCUGUUGGGUCAGUACCCUGAAGAACGAUUCGAUGAACCUACCCCGAAACAAAUGAUUAAAGAGUUUCAAGCAGAGCUGUCCUACCUCAGUGAAGAAAUUACAGCAAGAAAUUCUCGGCUUGAAGUACCCUACACAUAUCUGAACCCGACUGAAAUAGAGAACAGUGUAACCAUUUAG
Molecule: messenger RNA, 946 nt
Organism: Maylandia zebra (zebra mbuna)
Lineage: Eukaryota; Metazoa; Chordata; Actinopteri; Cichliformes; Cichlidae
Source: RefSeq, a predicted model, not a curated record